AUGAGUUUUGGGUACGAGCGUAACAUCAAUGAGGAUCAUGAAGCUGAAGAGUUUUUAAGAUAUAUCCCGACUCUGGCGAAACCUUUAGAAACUCCCGAGUUUUUAGAAGCGGAUAAAUCAAUAAUUCGUACAGGAUCAGAUAUGGACAGUAACUCCGACAAGUCUUCUUUUAUUUUUUGUGAUGACUCGCUCCAGAUAGAAAAUCACGUUUACGAUCCUUCCCGUUUGGAUUUAGAAGACGAUUCCUCUCUUGCAGAUAUAUCAACAUGUUCAGCGAAUUCUUCGUAUCCUACUUCUCCAGUGAAAAGAGAUUUUUUUGCAAUGGAAUCCGAGUCCAUAAUGGACCGUAUAAGUAAAAGCAACGCAGCUGAUAAAGUGACAAGCUAUACCAAAAGACAGUUCAAGCGAAAUCGUGAAUCGCUAGCCAAGCAAUUCCUUCAUAUUCUAGAUAGUGAAGUUUUUCAAGGAAAACUUUCCGAAUAUGUCCUUAAUAAUGAAAUUUUGGUAACGUGGUCAAAGUCUUUCAGUACUACUGCAGGAAGAGCUACUUUAAAACGGCCACGAUCGAAAAGCCAUCUAAUUCAGCACGUUCAGGCCUACAUUGAGCUUUCAGAAAAAGUUGUUGAUUGUGAUUAUAGACUGUAUAACACCUUGGCUCAUGAGUCGUGUCAUUUGGCUUGCUGGUUAAUUGACAGGGAAAUGCAAUCCCCUCAUGGAGCAUGUUUCAAAGGUUGGGCGAAACGUCUAAUGAACAAAUUCCCGUCAAUUGAAGUAACUUCAAAGCAUAAUUACGAUAUUGAUUAUAAAUACAAAUGGCUUUGUAUGAAUGAAGCUUGCAACAAGCUUUACCAAAGGCACUCUAAGUCGAUUGAUCCCAAGAGACACAUUUGUGCACUUUGUACUAGUCGACUCGUUCAAAUUGCUCCAGUAACUAGGCUGCUUAACCCUUUCCAGCUAUUUAUGAAGGAGAACAUGGCAAGCAUAAAGCGACAGUAUCCUACUCUGUCACACAAAGAAUUGAUGACUAAAGUCGCUCUAGAAUAUCGCCAUGCUAUAUCAACACAAUCCCAGAAGUCAAACUCUACUGGUUUCCUUAAUGUAAUGCAAGAACUUGAUGAUUUAUCGCUAAAACAUAAACAGGAUUUGAUGAAACAUGCUAGCAUUUAA
This is a messenger RNA of Schizosaccharomyces osmophilus, 1167 nucleotides long. RefSeq names its product protein-DNA covalent cross-linking repair. The transcript is spliced from 3 exons. Bases 1 to 1167 code for a protein of 388 amino acids. NCBI's taxonomy places the organism in Eukaryota, Fungi, Ascomycota, Schizosaccharomycetes, Schizosaccharomycetales, Schizosaccharomycetaceae. The record is from RefSeq and is a predicted model, not a curated record. Gene Ontology annotation, cellular component: nucleus.